This is a messenger RNA of Rhopalosiphum padi (bird cherry-oat aphid), 4507 nucleotides long. RefSeq lists its product as uncharacterized. Lineage: Eukaryota; Metazoa; Arthropoda; Insecta; Hemiptera; Aphididae. The record is from RefSeq and is a predicted model, not a curated record. The transcript has 5 exons. Bases 380 to 2452 code for a protein of 690 amino acids.
GUAUUAUAUUAUGCUUUUUCUCUCGUUGGUCGCCGCCGUUCAUUCUAGCCUAUAUCCAUGUUACAAUUAUUUACAUUACGAUUCGUUUUGGCUGCCGCAAGGACUUGAACGUUUAGACGAUACAACACACAAAUCAAAAAAGGUAUUGUUCACCCAACACCGCACUAAUAAUUUAUUCUGAAUAUACUGAUCGAAGACGAUUGCGACUACAAACAAGCGAAACAACUCUUUUCUACUGAAGUAUACGACUGACGCGCACACGCUCGAUCGCCGGCGAUAACGCGUUCGGCCAGACGCCAGACGCCAAACAGCAUUUCCGAAUAUUUAGAUUCACGAAUUCGACGUACGUCCUUGGUGAUUAAAUACCAACGUUUUAAAAAUGAGUGAACAAACUAUUUCAUACUCAUAUGGUACGGAAGUUUGGGUAAAAUUGUUCAAUCGUUAUUGGUGGCCCGGUGUAGUUGUAGAUCCCCUUACAAUUCCAGAUGAUCUGUUAGAGUAUGUGAACAAGGUUAACCCUAUCGCUGUGGUUAAAUUUGAAAAAGAACAGAAAUAUGAAGUUGUCCUCAAAAACGAUAAAAUAUUGCUAUACUCAUGCCCUCGUAAAAUGGAAUUGGUUAAAAAAGGGUAUACUUUACAUAAGAGCCAAGAAAGAGGUACACAUUCAUCAAGUCAUUUCGAUAUGCAGCACUUUUUGACAGACGUUGUAACAAUAGAAAAGCGUAUUGGAGGUGAUAUUCUUAUUUUUGAAAAUAUAGAUAAAGCACAAGAACAAUUGAAGUCCAUCAUGAAAUGUUUCACCCCUGAAAUAAAAAAGCCCAAGAAGAGUGGUAGAAAGUCUUUACAAGAAUUACAAGAAUUACAGCCACCUACACCGCAAACGAAAUCAUCUAUACCACAAACAAAACCAUCUAGAUCACAAUCAAAAUCAUCUACAUCACAAUCGAAACCAUCUACACCACAAUCGAAACCAUCUACACCACAAUCAAAACGAACUCCUGCUAGAAAACAAAAAUCUUUACCUCCAUCAAGAGCUGUUAAACUCCAUACACCCAUUAGAACAUCAGUAGCAAAUGGUUAUUCUUGUCAUGUACAUGUUAACUGUACUUACUCAACUAAUCGUUAUGAUCUUUUAAAACGGCAUAUGGCAACGCAUAAAAAUGAUACCAAAGAGGAAACAGUCAAAAAAUUACCUAGUUCUAAUACUAAUAAACGAAAGAAUUUAAAGAACAAAUUAUCAGACGCAAAAAAAAUAAAAUUACAAGACGAGUUAUUAAAAGAUUGGGAAAAUGAUGGUGACGAUGAAGAUGAGGAACUUAAUACAAGUAAUGUGUCUACCAUAGUUGAAGAUGUACAAAGUACAAGUGAAGUUGCCCCAACCCUGGCUGAAGUUAUGCCAACAACAAGUAAAAGUAAUGAUUUAUCCAUCUCAAGUGAAGUUAUACCCACUAAAACAAGUGAAGUCUUGCCCACCACAACAAGUGAAGUCUUACCCACCACAACAAGUGAAGUCUUGCCCACCACAACAAGUGAAGUCUUACCCACCACAACAAGUGAAGUCUUACCUUCCAUAACAAAUAAAGGUCAAGAAACUAAUAUAAAUCUUGGUAAAAUUUUAGAUUUAAAUGAAAAUAAUAAAAAUACCCCUGUUAUAGAACAAAGACAAAGUCAACCUGACUGUAGCUCAACUGUGGAUGAUAUAAGUGAUAAAUUUGAAAUGCAGUUAACUUCAGAUUUUAUAAAAAAAGCAAUUCUCGAAACAUCACCAAAGGAAUCUGUAUUAGUUGAGGAAAUUAAAAAAGGUCCUUCUAAUGAACCUUGUGAAAUCUAUUCAAAUGAGUUUGCAAAUGAAAUUGAUGAUCAAACAAAAAAUACCGAAUUAUUAUUAGAAAAAACAGUAAAUACUUUGGAUCAUAUAAGCCAUUUUGAAAGUUCUUUAAGUGGAAUUUCGAAUACUAUAAAUAAAUCUGAUUCAAAUACGUUGACUAAAGAUGACAAUAUUGUUGGUGUACCUGAGUCAAGUGAAUUCGACUCUCUAAAAGAACCUACUAGUCCAAAUAAAGAUAUUUGUACAGAGGCUAAUAGCAACAUAGACAUUGUUGAAAAUAUUACUAUUCAAACUGAAAAUCGAGAAAUUGAUGAGGAGAAAACUAUUGAUAUAGAGGUAGUUCCAGAUGAUAUAGAAAUUAAUCAGCCGAAUGAUACAACAAUAGAUAAGAGUAUGCCUAUUGAGGACUCAUGUUCUAUGUAUAGUAUUUCAAAUGAAAUGGGUGCUAAAGAUGUAACCAUCGCAGAAAACGAUAAUAGUAAGCGCCUGAUAAAUGAUGUAAGAGAUCGUGAUUGGACAAAAGAUAAUUGCUGGCCACCAGGAUUUAGGAAAGCUAAUUCAUAUUCUGCUGAACUCAAGCUGCCUACUAGCCACGAGUAUACACUGCCUGAGUUUUUGAAGUGACCUCCUCAAACAAUAACAGGACAUGUGUUCAGGUGGUGGUUUGGUUAGCACAAUGACGUCAAGUAAAACAAAUACAAAUACUGGGGGAAAUCCAGAGAUUGUUCACUGCCAGAUUUGUCAAGUUUUUUCGUGUACAUUAGAUUUAAAGUUUAAACACUGUGAACCAUUUUUAAAAUCUUAGUAAGGUCUAAGUAAGGGGGAUAUAUUAAUAUAUAAGUUGCACUUGAUCAGAAAAAUAAGCUGCACAUUUCUUCUUUAUCUUUCACUGCCAAUCACUAUUAUGUUAUAUUAAUUUAAUUUUGGUACUUGUUUUUAUGCUGCAUAACAAAUAUUAUGCUGUGUGAGCUAUUUCUUAAAUUAUUACCAGUUAAUUUAUUUUUAUAAAUCAUUAUCCACACAUUUAAACUAACUCAUUAGUCAUUAGGCUCAUCAUAAUAUUAUAUUUACAGUAUGAAACAAUAAUGUGAAAAGACUGCUAGUUUAUUUGAAUUUUUGUAAUGGUAUGAAAAAUAUCUUAACAGCUUUUGGUAAAUUUUUAACUGGUAACUAGUUACAUACAUCACCAAAAUUAUUUUGUACAUGGCAUAUAAGACAAGUACCUUAGGUUUGUUUUUAUAGUAAAUAUUUUUAUUUUAUUGUUGACUGUUAAUUUAUUUAUCUAUCAUUUUUUUUUCAACUGAGGAACAAAAUUAACUUUAUUGUUGAACAAUAAUUUUUUUGUCAUCUUACAAAUUCAUUUUAAUAUACAUAUUAUAUUUAUGAUAAUUAUGGAAGUAAAUAAUAUAUUUUUAUAAUCAAAAUAAUAAUUGUAUAUCGACAACAAUUAAAUUAUUAAUCCAAUGAAAUGUAUAUGUAAUACAUCUAAUAUUUAUUAUUAAUUAUAGCCACAAAUAGUAUAAUAUGUUAUUAAUGAAUUUAUAUUAAGUUUUAUUAUUGAUACAAUUAUGAAUACUCGUAGGAAUUUUUAAAUGUUGUAUAACAAGCACAGAAAAAUAUGAAUUAGUAUAAUAUACUUAACAAUAAUUGUAACAUAUUAUUGUACAGUAUAUUUCUAAAAUAAAUAAUUAGAGAUCUAAAGUAAAAUGUUACCAUUUAAUGUCAAUCAGAUAUAUUAAAAAUGUAGAAAGUAUCAAUGGUUAGUUUAGUUUUAAUACUUAAAUCAAUCCACAAAUUAUAGAUAGUGUUUAUCAUAAUAUUAACGAACAAAAACAUAUGAAACAUUAUGUUAAUUUAACACUAUUAGUUAAUUUGUAAUUUUGUACAGUAAAACCCAUAUAAUAAGAAUAUAAGAAGGGAUUGACAAUUUAAGAACGAAAAAUAUUUUGUUUUAUUCUCUUGUGUAUAUGAAAAAUAUUGUUGAGUUAUUAAUUUAAAUUGUGUACACUAUAUAUUUUAUUAUAUGAGCUACGUGAUUAGGUGAUUUCUAAAUUUGUUUUUGACAUUAUUUUAAUAAAUAUAUAAUAUUUUAAUCUUAAGAAAUGACAUUUAUAUAUAUAUUAUUUUUAGUUAUAGCCAAAAGAUAGUUUAAAAAGAUUGAUUAUGAUAAAUCAUUGUAAAUAUUUUAUGCUCUAUAUAAGUUAUGAAACUAUAUUUUCUUAAGCUUUAUUUAAAGUAUUUCAAUUUAUAUAUUUACUAAUACUAUAAGAUUUUAUUUUGUUGUUUUGAAAAAUUAACUUAAAAUUUAAAAAAAUACAAAUAUUUUUUUUAUACGCCUAUUUAUUUGGGUAUGAUAUUAUAUUUAAAUAUAACUUUAAAUUUAAGUGCUAAACUUAAUAAGAAAUAAUGUUUAUUUUAUAUUUACCGCUUGUUUAAUUAUUUUUAUUUGUUUUCGUGUACAAUGACAAUUAUAUUUACAAUGAUUAAGUUGAUGAGCUUUUUACAUUGUAAAAUAUUGGACUAUUGUGUUUUGGACAUAAUAUUUCUAAUAAUUAAAAAAUAUAUAUAAUUGUGCAAUAUCUACGCUUUAUAAUAAUAUACAUUUUUUUUUAAGAAAUAGUAUGAUUUAUAAUAUAUAAUUGAAAAAAUGUUGCAAUAUAUAUUUAUUUUCAUAAAUUA